CGGAAAGGGCGGGAGGGCCAGAGAGCGGACGGAGGGGUGCAAGGGGGGUGGUGCGGCGAAGCCGAGGAGGGGACUCGGUCGGGGGCCAGAGGACGACCGGAACAGCGGCCUGGGACCCACGCUGCCCCCACCCCUCCCGAGCAGGCGCCCCCAUGGCCCGACCCCGCUGACUCCUGCACUCGGCCAUGCUCCCGCGGCCCCUGCGGCUGCUUUUGGACACGAGCCCCCCCGGGGGAGUCGUGCUGAGCAGCUUCCGGAGCCGAGACCCCGAAGCGGGUGGGGACCCAGGUGGCCGGGUCGUGGGCGGGGGGCAGGCGCAAGAGGAGGAGGAGGAAGAAGAAGAGGCCCCCGUGUCUGUGUGGGAAGAGGAGGAGGAUGGCGCCACGUUUACCGUCACAAGCCGCCAGUACCGGCCUCUUGACCCCUCGGCUCCCCUGCCUCCCCCGCGUUCUUCCCGACGGCUCCGAGCUGGCACCCUGGUGGCCUUGGUCAGACACCUGCUGGACCCUCAGACGUCAGGGGCUGAUGUGACCUUCGUGUCCGCCCUCCUGGCCACCCACCGGGCCUUCACCUCCACGCCUGCCCUGCUAGGGCUCGUGGCUGACAGACUGGAAGCACUUGAGUCUCAUCCUGCUGAUGAACUAGAGCGGACAACAGGGGUAGCCAUCUCUGUCCUGUCCACCUGGCUGGCCUCUCACCCUGAGGAUUUUGGCUCUGAGGUCAAGGGUCAGCUUGACCGCCUUGAGAGCUUCUUGCUCCGGACAGGGUAUGCAGCAGGGGAGGGUGUUGGGGGGGGCACCGCUGACCUCAUCCGAAACCUCCGGUCUCGGGUGGACCCCCAGGCCCCCGACCUUCCUAAGCCCCUGGCCCUCCCCGGCGAUCCCCCUGCUGACCCCACGGAUGUCCUGGUGUUCCUCGCUGACCACUUGGCCGAACAGCUGACCCUGCUAGAUGCGGAGCUGUUCCUCAAUCUGGUCCCCUCUCAGUGCUUGGGGGGCCUGUGGGGCCACAGAGACCGGCCGGGACACUCCCAUCUCUGCCCAUCUGUCAGAGCUACUGUCACACAGUUCAACAAGGUGGCAGGGGCAGUGGUCAGCUCUGUCCUGGGGGCCACCUCAACCGGAGAGGGGCCUGGGGAGGUGACCAUACGGCCACUGCGACCCCCGCAGAGGGCCCGGCUCCUGGAGAAGUGGAUUCGCGUGGCAGAGGAGUGCCGACUGCUGCGGAACUUCUCGUCCGUGUAUGCCGUGGUGUCGGCCCUGCAGUCCAGCCCCAUCCACCGGCUCCGGGCAGCCUGGGGGGAAGCAGCCAGGGACAGCCUCAGAGUCUUUUCCAACCUCUGCCAGAUUUUCUCCGAGGAAGAUAAUUAUUCCCAGAGCAGGGAGCUCCUGGCACAGCAGGAGGGGAAGCUGCAGGCCCCUCUGGAGCCACACUCCAAGAAGCCCCCGAGGUCUGGCUCCCGGGGUGGGGGUGUGGUCCCAUACCUUGGCACCUUCCUUAAGGACCUGGUGAUGCUGGAUGCAGCCUCCAAGGAUGAGCUGGAGAAUGGAUACAUCAAUUUUGACAAGCGGAGGAAGGAGUUCGCUGUCCUGUCUGAGUUGCGGCGGCUCCAGAACGAGUGUCGCGGCUAUGACCUCCGACCCGACCCUGACAUCCAGCAGUGGCUACAGGGGCUCCGGCCACUGACGGAGGCCCAGAGUCACCGCGUGUCCUGCGAGGUGGAGCCGCCGGGUACCAGUGACUCUCCUGCCCCCAGAGUGCUGCGGCCAACGCUGGUCAUCUCACAGUGGACAGAGGUUCUGGGCUCUGUCGGGGGCCCCACCCCCAUGGUGUCCUGGGACCGGCCCAGUGUUGGGGGAGAGGAGGCGCCUGGAACCCCUGCUCCUCUGCUGACCCGCUUGGCCCAGCACAUGAAGUGGCCAUCCGUCUCCUCUCUGGACUCUGCCCUGGAAAGCAGCGUGUCCCUGCACAGCCCCGCUGACCCCACUCACCUCUCUCCCCCAGCCUCCUCCCCCAGGCCCUCUCGAGGUCACCGGCGCUCCGCCUCCUGUGGCUCCCCACUGAGUGGGGGUGCAGAAGGGGCCUCCAGGGGGCCUGGAUGUGGGGGAGGGGCAUCUGGGCCAGGGGCCUCUGACUGCCGAAUCAUCCGAGUCCAGAUGGAGCUGGGGGAAGAUGGCAGUGUCUACAAGAGCAUCCUGGUGACAAGCCAGGACAAGGCUCCAAGUGUCAUCAGUCGUGUCCUUAAGAAAAACAAUCGUGAUCACGCGGUGGCUUCCGAGUACGAGCUGGUCCAGCUGCUACCAGGGGAGCGAGAGCUGACCAUCCCGCCCUCGGCUAACGUCUUCUACGCUAUGGAUGGCGCAUCGCACGACUUCCUGCUGCGCCAGCGGCGGAGGCCUUCUGCUGCUACCCCGGGCUCCACCAGCGGCCCCUCGGCCUCAGGAACUCCCCCAAGUGAGGGAGGAGGUGGCUCCUUUCCCAGGAUCAAAGCCACAGGGAGGAAGAUUGCACGGGCCCUGUUCUGAAGAGGAAGCCCCGUUGGCUCGAAGAAGUCAUGGUGUUCAUGGCAGACGUGGGAGGCGCCCUGGGUGGGGCCGAUGGGUCACACCGGGACAGAACUUCCUAACGGCGGCCAGCCACCCUGGGGCGGUGAAGUGCCACCGGCUUACCAGACUGAGAGAUCCAGUCCUGUGGGAGCUGACAACCUUGCAACCAAGUUGGAUACCUGUACACAGCUCCCUACCUCUCGUCAAUGUGCCACGUAACUAGUCGUGGAGAAAGGCACUGGUUUCUGAUUCCUGGCCACAUCCUAGCAGCAGCGGGCCAAGGAAAAGCCUGGAGGCCUAGAAACGCAGGAUAGAGAUGGGGCAGGGAAGGGCAAGGCCGAGGCUCUGAGCCCCAGGGCACACGGGGACGGCUGGUGGGUUCUAGUGGGAGCGUCAUUUCCCACGCUGGGGGUUCCUGUCACUGUGACAACACUAAUAAACCAAAACACUACCUGGA
This is a messenger RNA of Oryctolagus cuniculus (rabbit), 3003 nucleotides long. RefSeq names its product ral guanine nucleotide dissociation stimulator like 2 (gene RGL2). The record is from RefSeq and is a predicted model, not a curated record. Gene Ontology annotation, molecular function: guanyl-nucleotide exchange factor activity. Gene Ontology annotation, biological process: Ras protein signal transduction. Gene Ontology annotation, cellular component: plasma membrane. Lineage: Eukaryota; Metazoa; Chordata; Mammalia; Lagomorpha; Leporidae.